Messenger RNA from Penicillium paradoxum, 2223 nucleotides. RefSeq names its product iron-containing redox enzyme family protein. Lineage: Eukaryota; Fungi; Ascomycota; Eurotiomycetes; Eurotiales; Aspergillaceae. The record is from RefSeq and is a predicted model, not a curated record. The transcript has a single exon. The coding region runs from base 1 to 2223 and encodes 740 amino acids.
AUGUUUGUUGGAUUUGAUUUGGUCGUUAAGAAUGCUUGGGUCACCGUCUCCGGUAUCCUCGUUCUCAUGAGCAUUUCCAUGAUCGCCUUUUUGUAUUCGAGAGCUUUCAGACCCCAUAGGAAGCUUGAAAGGUCCAAUAGUCUGUCCGCACAGGAGCGCAAACGGUUCAAAACGCCUCGAUAUCUCAAGUCAAACGCGGAAUGGAUAUAUACGAAAGAGCUUGAAUUUUACAAAGAGCUUUAUUUCAAGCUUCAAAGUCUGGAGGAACACUCCGACACAAUACCAACGGCACGACAAGCCUUCCAAAUUCUGCUUUCACAAGCAUUGGAAGAUUCAGUCAAGGCACCUGGCACCAACAUACUGUCGAUCAAACAGUUCGACAAGAAGGAGCUUGCUCGCUUUCUCCAGAGCCAGCAAGAUGAUGUCACAAGUCAAUAUGAUCGGUAUAUAAGUCGCCGACGAUCCGGGGGUCCGCGUGAGCUUUUUCAAAAUCGACAGGAAGCCGGAGAUUGGCUGAGGGAGAUUGCACCGGUGAAAUUGGUUGACGGCGCUUGGCUGGGGCAUUUAAACAACAUCAAUAUGCCCUUCUCGUUGAGACAAAUCGUGAAGCAGACAUGGCAAGUGUUCACGGAGGAACUGGGAAAUGGCAACUGCGAGCAACAUCAUGUCAAGAUCUUCGAGAAUCUUCUGGGAAUUUUCGAACCCGAUUUGCCCUCGCCAACAACCAAGGCGAUUCUGCAUCCUCGAUACAGGCUAGGUAGCCUGAAAUAUUGGAGAGCAGCUGUGGCACAGCUGCUAGUGUCUCUCUUCCCGCAGGACUUUUUGCCUGAGAUUCUUGGAUUCAAUAUGCAUUUUGAAGCCCUGCAGUUAGAUACUUUACAAGCGGCGAAGGAGUUGCCGGAAGUUUGCCUCGACUCAUCUUAUUUCCUCCUCCAUAUUUCAAUUGACAACAGCCAUUCGGGUCACGCUGCCAUGGCUAUGGACGGCGUUGCAGACUACAUCGAACAUGUUGCGAAGACUGAGGGUGAGGUGGCUGCUGAAGUGGCAUGGAAAAGAAUCCAGGCAGGAUAUGUUUUCAGCGAGUGGCAGUUUCACAAAGGCGACCAAGUAACCAAUAUUCUUGAACAUCUUAAUGAUGACUCUCAUGAUCAACUCGAGUCAAAGGUUCUUGCGAUAUUCAGUUCAAAGAUCCAGGCUGCCCAUAGACUGCAUUGUGGCAGCCGCGUGAAGAUUGGAAAACGGUCACUAGCCGACUGGCUGGAUCCUGAAGCGUUCUCGUCUGAGGAAUGGCAACGGGAGUUUAUGCGAUGCUUGAGCACAUGUGAACCAUGGAUAUAUCAAGGUGACAGCCAGAGGAGCAAAUUGGUACAGGAGAUUCGAUGGGGAGGGAGAAUGUAUGGCUCAUUCACAAAGAGCGAACUCGAAGCACUUGAGCUUUGGAUCAACUCCCUAGGUUCUGACCGAAUCCCUUUUUAUUACUCUUUCAUCGAGCCCAUUGCACACUCACGGCAUCAACGAUCCAAGAGAUCAGACACCGACAACUGCGAUAAUCCUGUCCUUGCUGCUAGUAGCGAGAAUUUUGAAACAGAAAGUCCACUUCCUAAAGGCACAUUAAGGAAGCCUUCGGGAGACCUGACAACAAAUUUCAACCUGCCUUUCCUAUUACCACUCUGGUUCACGCAGUGCUGCCUCCUUGAGUCACUUUUGUAUGCCCCGGGGAGAACGAGCGACAAGAUUGGCUGCGCUGUGAUACGCUUCUUACGAGCUCAGUCCGGCUUCGAGACGGAGGACUUGCUCGUCACAGGGGCAGACGAGCCUACCACAACAGAGAAUGGAGGAAUAGUCGAAUUUGGUCUGGAAAUGAUUCUUCGAGCGUCCCUCCCCAUCCCUCAAGGUCUACAAAGUGUUCUCUCCCUUUGGCCGUCCGAGUUUGCCACAAAAAUGCUUAAAUUAUCUUCCAGCCCCAUUCGAAACUUUGGUGUUCUGUUGGGUAUCUCCAUGGCGUUUCUCGAGUUGCAGGAGAUGGUAUCAGAAGCUUCAGGCUCCAGCUUACUUUGCCCAAAGAGCAGUGAACGCCUUGCAUCGCUUGUUAGGAGGCAGUAUCAAUGUUUGCAAGUCUGUCUUCAGGAGAUUCCCGCCGGAGAUGCACGUCAUUUGGACUUCCACUAUGGGUAUGGCAUGGCGAAAGCGGAAAUUAAUAGAUGCUGCGACCCAACGUUGUGA